Nylanderia fulva is the source of this 1533-nucleotide messenger RNA. Its product is annotated as proto-oncogene tyrosine-protein kinase ROS-like. Gene Ontology annotation, molecular function: protein binding. The record is from RefSeq and is a predicted model, not a curated record. NCBI's taxonomy places the organism in Eukaryota, Metazoa, Arthropoda, Insecta, Hymenoptera, Formicidae.
UGUUCAAUUUAUUGUUCAUUUCUAUGCCCUCUCAUGUCUUUCAUCCGAGACGAGUGCUUCGCGCGAUCUAGAUUUGACUCUGCAAGAAACAUUGAAGGGAUAUUGAAUUGAUUAAUAUAUUUAAAUCAUUGAGAAGAUUCUAUGGUAUUUAAUAGCGGUUGGUCACCAGUCAAGAAUAAAAGCCAAUAGAGUGCAAACAUCUAUAAGAGGAGAAAACUUACUAUGUUAAAAACGUUAAAAAUUUUAUGUGUUUUACUAAAAAUAUUUAUGCUAAUGAGGACGGCAUUCACGUCCUCUUCGAAGGAUCAGGAAGAUUGUCUAACUCAGGAUAACCCAUCCUUCAGAUUCAUCGAUGUCCAUGAGUACGUGUCAUCAAAUCACGAAUCUGUUCAGUAUUAUUUUGAAAACGACACUGUGAGAGAAAGAAAUGAAGUCGGAGAAUCUACACCAUCUUCAGAAAGCAUUCCAAGCGAGCCAACAUGUCCUAGAGCAUUUGUGGAAUUUAACGACAGACUAAAUCAGAAAGACAUUAUUGUGACAUUCAGGUGGAACAAACCUAAAUUUACAAAUGAAGUGAUACAAAAAUAUACAGUUCAAUAUUGGUUUUUUGAGAAUCAAAUAAUUCAUAGAAAAGUUGCUAUAAUCUCAAAUUUCACGAUAUUGCAACUUAAAGUGUACAAUUUAAAACCUGAUAAAGUGUAUUAUUUCAAAGUACAAGCGCAUAACAAAUUUGGUGCUGGAUCUUAUACUAAGUUUAUCAAUGUGUCGACUACACAUGAGAAUCCAGUACCUUUAUUACUCGUCAAAAAGAAUGGUAGAUUUUAUGUAUUGGAUAUAGAUUUACAGAUCGGCUUUGAACGUGAUAUCAAGAGACACGGUAGUAUAUGUCUAAUACCUACCAAGGAUUAUCGUGUUGAAGAAGUGCUAAUAACUGCAAACAGCAUUAAGGUGAACCUUCCGGAGCCGAAUCCCAAUGACGAAUACAAUGAUCUUAACAAAUUUGAGAAAUUUCAUGUUCAAACGUACGAACGGCAGUACGAAUUCCAAAAUUUGACGCAGUUGACAGAAUACACGUUAAAGCUGGCAUUGAGCAAUUUUUACAUCUACAAGAUAUCGAUGGAUUUGCAAUUCGGCCCAGAUGUAAAACUGAUAACUACGGGCAAGCUCUAUGCACCGGAUGAUGUAGUAGUUCAAGUUGUAAUGCCAAAUCUGGCGGUAAUUGAUUGGAUGCCACCGAAAAAAUUAGGUUGCGUGGCAGUGAAUUAUGAGGUGAAAAUGGUAAAAUAUCCAAAUAGCACUCAAGAAAAUCAAAAUUCGUUUCGCUUCAUAAAAGUCAAUAAACUAGAACGUACGACAAAUGACAAGUUUUUCGCGGUAAUUUCGUCACUGAUACCAAAGCAAAAAUACGAGAUAUACGUGAGUGUGUAUCCAAUUAUUCGCACAGAUGUCGUCACUGACAGUGUAAUAAAAACAGUCUACAUGUCCGAACCAAAUAAUUUAAGUUUGAAUGGGAUCGAUACAAACAGAUUAUGA